Iphiclides podalirius (scarce swallowtail) is the source of this 816-nucleotide messenger RNA. The record is from the annotation of a GenBank genome assembly. NCBI's taxonomy places the organism in Eukaryota, Metazoa, Arthropoda, Insecta, Lepidoptera, Papilionidae.
AUGAUUGGCUUGGCACCGGCGCUCUUUGUGAACCACGGCGGUGGACCUUUGCCGCUUCUUGGCGACAAGGACCAUGAAGGCCUGACGGUUUUUCUACGUGACGAGGUGAAGAAACACGUGAAUCUGAAAGAGCUUAAGGCUAUAAUAUUGGUCACAGCGCAUUGGGAAGAGAACAAAGUGACAAUAUCUUCGGGUAACCACCAUAGCUUAUAUUUUGACUACUAUGGCUUUCCUCCUGAAUCAUAUAAAUACAAAUACGACGCUCCUGGUAACCCUGAGCUGGCUGAUAGAAUAAAAAAGAGCUUAGAAAAAUCUGGUAUAGAGUGUAGACUUGACCCAAAGAGAGGUUGGGACCAUGGAGUCUUUGUACCAAUGAUGCUUAUAAACCCUGAAGCAGAUGUACCAAUUAUUCAAGUAUCCGUAUUGAGCAAUCAAGAUCCCGAACAACAUUACAACCUUGGAAAAGCUUUGUAUGAGUUCCGGAAGGAGGGGAUAGCAGUGCUUGGCUCUGGAAUGUCAUAUCAUAACAUGAGAGAGUUUAGGCACAGUAGGAGUUUGAAGAAAGUUAUAAAUAAGGAAUUUGAUGAUUUCCUUAAUGAGGUGUGUACUGCUAAUAGUGAAGAGAAAAGAAGAGAGGGACUGUUGUCUUGGAGGAAUCAACCAGGAGCAUCGGAAGCACACCCUCCACAUGCUGCAGAACACUUCAUGCCUUUGAUUGUUAUAGCAGGUGCAGGCGGCUCAGCACCUGGAGAAAGGAUUUUCAACUGGGAUAUGAGUGGAACAUUCCGCUUAAGUGGAUUCAUUUGGAGAGGAGAA